UAUACAAAAUGAUUGUGACACGGCUAAUCCCUCUGUUAGUUAAGCAUAGAAUCUUUCCCAUAAGUACCAUUUUUUUUUUUAGUCCGUCCUUCCGUGUUUGAAAUAGAUCACAUCUUUUUUAUUAAGACUUCGCAUCUCUCAGUCUCACUAUAUUCUGCAUGUUUUGUUUUUUUUUUUUUUUGGCUAUUUGGGUCAUACUUUGACAACUAGUUUGUCUCCAUUGGUUUUAUUCCUUUUCUUGGGCUGCCUUCAUAAGCAUAUAUAUACGUAGCUGUCCGAACAGACCGUGGUCGGGGACAACCUUACAGUCUUGGUCUUCUCUUCCUCGUUUGCUUUAGUUCUUUGCUGAUCAGGUUGUGGACAGAGAGACUGCUAAGAUGGAAGAUACUGGCGUGGUUAGUCACUGGUGUUACGUCUGCUCUCAGACUGUAAACCCAUUGACUGAAGCUGAGAUCAAAUGCCCUCAAUGUGAGAGCAAGUUUUUGCAACAAAUGCGCAGCCCGAGAAUGAAUAGCCAGAAUGCUAUGCCAAAUGCAGGGGACAGAGUUCCAAUUUGGUCUCCCAUACUUUUGGGCUUGAUAGGUGCAGCUGGUGAUGAAGACUCUCCUCCCAAUUUGAUCGCCUCAGCCGCGGCGCACAUCAGUUCAGAUGUGGAUCAAGCUGAGGAACACAGUGCGGAAGGGUUCAUCAAGCUCUCGUUUGGGAGGAACUUGCACGAUGAUCCUUCUUCUGAGAGAAGAUCGAUGGACUUGGAAGAUGACUGGGAGAGAAGCACUGAAGGGAUUUUGCUGGAGGAGGACCUACUACUGUACAGUGAAGAGGCUCGUAGCUCCUUGGCCGACUAUUUCUCAGGAACCGACUUGGAUGUACUUCAACAGCAUUUACUGGGGGUGGACCGACAUUCUCGCUUCUAUGAGAGCGUGGAGGCUGGAAAGGCAGUUGAUGCCAUGCCAAUGGUAACCAUCAAAGAGAAUAUGCAUUGCUCCAUCUGUUUGGAGGAUUUCGAGAUGGGAGAAGAAGCUAAGGAGACCAGAUGUAAGCAUAGAUUCCAUGGGUGGUGUAUCUUUUCCUGGUUGGAGCUGCAUCGUUCUUGCCCACUUUGCAGAUGCAGAAUAUCUCCCGACUCUGCGUCAAGGCGUUUGCCUCUUAUAGGAUAGCAACAUGACAAAUUUGUCCAGUCACCGUACUCACAGGGUUCUGAAAGGCAAAACACAAAUCCCAUAAGAUGCACAUUGUCAAAGGCUACUACUUGUAUCUAUGCUAUUCCUAUAUCGAACCACAUUUGUCCAAAACAUAACAAAAGAAGAACCAGAGUGAGAUUUUUUCAUCCUUAUUGUAAAUAUACAUGUCCGGCAUCAAUGAGAACUACCAUAGUUUCGAACUUUGAGCAGUGAGCACCAGAGUUAGUGAAACGAUGGACAUACAAGUUAGACAAGAGAAGCCGACAUCGUCCCAAUAGGGAUGUGCACAUUCAUCUAAAGAACUCUUCACAUUGGAGAUCCUUGUAGACAUGGACUUACUGUAUAGAUGAUUUAGUUAUUCAUCUGCUGCCUUCAACAGUUGAAAUCUCCUAAGGCUCUAUAAGCAUAAAGACUGCACGCGAAGCAGUGGCCAGAUAUAAACAGAGUAGCUCAGUUAAAACCAGUUCUCACCAUGACUAAGACUUAAUACACCAAGUGAAAGAUGGAGCUGGAGGUGCAACAAUCUCCUUUCAUAGUUUCCCUUGAUUUCCCUAGAAACAAACAUGAUUGGCUCAUACAGGAUGAAGC
This is a messenger RNA of Rhodamnia argentea, 1769 nucleotides long. Its product is annotated as E3 ubiquitin-protein ligase SIRP1-like. Gene Ontology annotation, molecular function: ubiquitin protein ligase activity. The transcript has a single exon. NCBI's taxonomy places the organism in Eukaryota, Viridiplantae, Streptophyta, Magnoliopsida, Myrtales, Myrtaceae. The record is from RefSeq and is a predicted model, not a curated record. Gene Ontology annotation, biological process: ubiquitin-dependent protein catabolic process. The coding region runs from base 378 to 1157 and encodes 259 amino acids.